This is a messenger RNA of Closterium sp. Yama58-4, 1764 nucleotides long. The record is from the annotation of a GenBank genome assembly. Lineage: Eukaryota; Viridiplantae; Streptophyta; Zygnematophyceae; Desmidiales; Closteriaceae.
AUGGCAACUUCCUGCUUCAACCAAUCACCAGCAGCAGCAGCAGGAGCAGCAUCAGGAGCAGCAGCAGACGAGCAGUCAGCAGCAGCUAAGGCGGUGAGAGCAGCCAAGACAGAGGUGAAGAGGCUGUUAAAGACGCGACGGCAGGACCUGGGUCUGUGGGCCGCCUAUGCCCGGCUGGAGGCAGAGUGUGGGAACCUGGAUGCUUCCAGGAAGGUUCUGGACACGGCACUGGCGUCCGUUGCUGCUCUCCCCAAGGUAUGUUCUCUCUCCCGAAGCAGCACCAACUCAUAUGGUGCCUGCAGCAAAGGGACGGGUGAAGAGGCGGAGGUGAAGAGGCUGUUAAAGACGAGGCGGCAGGACCUGGGUCUGUGGGCCGCCUAUGCCCUGCUCGAGGCGGAGUGUGGGAACUUAGAUGCUUCCAGGAAGGUUCUCGACACGGCACUGGCUUCUGUUGCUGCUCUUCCCAUGUCCGCAGCUGAAGCCACGCCUCUCCUUGUGCUCGCAUACACGCACAUCGAGCUAUCGCCAACCAAUCGCUCCGCCAACCAACACCAGCGUCCACGGCAGCAGCAAGGGCGGCAGCAGAGCAGCAAGGGGCGUCUGCACUGGUCUAUCAACAAUCACUGGUGUUCCCUCCACACUCUCGCCUCUUUCGCCGCAUCUGCCCCUUUUUCUGCCCCCCCGCCACUCCCUCCGCAACUCGACCCAUCUGUUUUGAAAGAGAGCGGGCAAAUUACCAGCCCCUCCUCCUCUUGGGCAGCUUGUAAAUAUUUUCCUCAAGCUGCCCUGAUACGCGCACGGGCAGGUUUCCACUUGAAGCUGCAAGAAGCAAAGAAAGUCAUUGCGGCUUCAGCUGCUGCCACCGCCGCCGCCGCUGCUUCAGCAGCUCUCCCCAGUUCCUCCACCAACCCCCCUUCUGCCAACCAUGGUGCUGCCUCUACCACACCUUGGAGCAACGGUGCCAUUGGCAGCGCUAGCAGCAGUGGCAGCACAUAUGCCGGGGGGCCCACACAGGAGGAGAGCAACAGGGCAACGGCAGCGGUGGCUGUGGUGCUGUGUGCGAGUCUGUUUGAGCUCCUGGCCGCGCCAUCCCUCCCUGAAGGGGUUGCAGGCGCUGCUGCAGUGAUGGAUGGGUGUACUGCUGCUGUGCUGCCGGGCUGCCGUGCCUGCUGUCUCCCACUAGAGAUGCUGUUUGAGAGAUAUGCCUCGCUGCUGCUGCACGCCCUGCCAGCCAUCCCGCCACAGCAGGUGCGGAGAGUGGUGCUGCAGGGUUUGAAGGAGUUCCCCAGCAACACGCACCUCCUGGGAACCUUCCUGCGGCUGGAGUCACGCAGUGCAUUCACCAACAGCAUCCGGCGCUUCUUUGACCAAACCACCGCCAGGCUGUCCCACCCCUCACCACUCCUCUGGCUGCUCAGUCUCCUGGUUGAGGUGGCACGGCCAGGGGCCCGUCCACGUGUGCGCGGCUUACUGGAGCGGGCGCUCGCCAGCUCAGCGCAGGGGAGUGGGCAAUGCGUGCUGAUGUGGCGGCUGUACAUUGGCUAUGAGCUCCACAUCAGCCAGAAUGCUGAUGCUGCUCGGAGAGUUUUCUUCAGAGCCAUUCACACAUGCCCCUGGUCCAAAGCGUUGUGGUUAGAUGCUUUUACGCAGCUCCAUGGGGUUAUCAAAGGAGAGGAGCUGAACGAGCUUGCCAACAUGAUGAGGGACAAAGAGUUGCGGCUGCGCACUGAUGUCUACGAGAUCUUGCUUCAAGACGCUCAAUAA